GUGCGCGGUUGCUUUGCGCGUGCGCACUGACUCGCGGCGGGGUGCUAUGGUCGCUGGUCCGGGCGGCGCCUGGCAGAGCUGGGGGUGGUUGUCUGGGGUCGUACCACGGUGCUCAUCUCUGGACUGUGGCUGGAAAAGGGCCCAAAUCUAAUACCAAGUCUUGCGGUGUGGCAUUUCCGCACUUUUAUCAAUGAUAUUUAUAACGUGUUACUUCGCUUUUUAACGGAAUUCAUUAUUCUCCUAGUCGCAAAAUCAAAAUUUGUAUCGUUUCAAGCCCGGCUUUCUUCUCUAACCACGGAGAAAAGUCACAAGAGGCCGCUACUCAAAGCCGUAGCCGCCGCACCUGCUAACGCUCACUCCCUUAGCGCAGCCUCCAGGCGUCCCACCCAUAAAGUGAGUGCUGGACGCGCACAGCAGCCCGCCCACUGCUCCCACGUGACAGAACCCGCUGAGGGCGGAAGUGCUCCCUGGCUUCCGGCGGGAGGUGCCGGCCUCGCCCAAGAUGGCGGCGCCCAGGUGUCUCUGAGCGUCCGGACUGUGUUUGUCAACUGGAGGCCGUGGCGGGCGCCGGCUCUCCAUGGCGUUGGGCGGCCGCGGCUGCGUGUUGCUGGCGGCUGGCCGUCUUCAGGCGCGUGGAGUGGGUUUCUGUUGUGCAUCAACUACAGCUGGCCUCAAAUCUGAGAGUGAAAUAGACACAAGGGAGAAUGAGGUUGUUUCCCCAGAGUUCACUAACAGGAACCCUCGGAACCUAGAGCAGUUGGCACUUGCUAGGAAGGAGCGUGGCUGGGAGACAACAUGGCCAAAGCGUGAAUUCUGGCAUAGGUUACGGCUGGAGCGCACACAGCAUUAUGUAGAAGCCUUUGUGGAGCGCAGUAAUGGCGAUGUUGUGUUAUCUGCGUCUACUCGAGAGUGGGCUAUAAAGAGGCACCUCUACAGUCCUAAGGGCGUUACAGCCUGCAGAAACCUUGGCCGCGUUAUGGCACAGCGCUGUUUGGAAGCAGGAAUCAACUUUGUGAACUUUAAAGCUGUUAUUCCUUGGGAAUAUCGUUGUGACUCGAUCCAGGAAUUUGAAAAAGCGAUGACGGAGGGUGGUGUUGUUCUGAGGGAGCCACGGAGAAUCUACCAGUAAAAUGGAGACCAUCAGGACAACUUCCAAGGAACAGCACUCGUUUGGUGAAGUGUGUGUCCAGGCACAGCGAGGGAGUGGAAAUGGAAGGAGCUGGAACAUGGCAUCUAAUAAUAAAAUAUUUGUAAAUAAACAGAA
This is a messenger RNA of Numida meleagris (helmeted guineafowl), 1264 nucleotides long. RefSeq names its product mitochondrial ribosomal protein L18 (gene MRPL18). The record is from RefSeq and is a predicted model, not a curated record. Bases 578 to 1129 code for a protein of 183 amino acids. Gene Ontology annotation, biological process: translation. Gene Ontology annotation, molecular function: structural constituent of ribosome; 5S rRNA binding. The transcript has 4 exons. NCBI's taxonomy places the organism in Eukaryota, Metazoa, Chordata, Aves, Galliformes, Numididae. Gene Ontology annotation, cellular component: ribosome; mitochondrion.